Molecule: messenger RNA, 4417 nt
Organism: Cadophora gregata
Lineage: Eukaryota; Fungi; Ascomycota; Leotiomycetes; Helotiales; Ploettnerulaceae
Gene: BUD6
Product: Bud site selection protein 6
Exons: 2
Coding region: 189-3263 (1024 amino acids)
Biological process (GO): establishment of cell polarity
Cellular component (GO): cytoplasm; cell tip
Molecular function (GO): cytoskeletal regulatory protein binding
Source: RefSeq, a predicted model, not a curated record
GGCAAGCACCAGGAGUCGACCGCGCAGGGGCAGACAUCCAUCCCAAAUCUGAUACGAAGAGUCAAGUGAGUGAGACUUGAAAACACUCCGAACACCAUCUCUGACUCUCAUCUAUUUUGCUCCAUCUACAACCCUACACACUUCGAGGGAGCUUUCGACAGAUGUCGCUAUGAUUAUUUGCUAGAUCUAUGCAAACACCUCUGCUGCAGCAAUCAGCGAUGCAGGCGCCGCCAACCUCACAACGAUCGAUUCAACGACGGUCUCCUGCCGCAGACCCAGGACCUCCUCCGAACGUGCCAGCUCGAUCUAUGUCUCCAGGGCCUGGUGCUCAGCCGCGGACGUCCUCUGCCUCUGGGAAAUCGAUAUCAAACGGAAGUAGGAGACAGAAUGCUGCUCCAUCACCUCAAACUAGUCAAAAUGCUCCUCCUCUGUCCCAAAUCGAAAAGAGCGUCACUCAUCUCCUAGUAGCUACAAAACAGCUUCUCGAAACCCUCACACAAUGGUCUCGCCACCAAGCAACCGACGCGCAAGUCUCAGAUGUCUAUGUGCGCCUAGGUUACGAGUUUAAUAUAGCCUGCAGAGCUUUUACUGCUAUUAAUGUCGAUACCUCAGAUCUGGGAAAUGUCCCUGAGCUUCUGCGCCAUAUACUGGAAUCCACACUCAGCCAAGAGGCCAGCGUGGAGAGCUUGGAGAAGUACCUACCGAGGAUACGGGACAUUAUUAUAAAUUUACUCCACGGGCUGAAACGGAAACAGCAGAAAUUGCGGCAGAAGCAGGCUAGGGAAAGCACGAGUACAAAUGGCGAUGCUUCUGUGCCCAGAGCCAGCAGUAUCAGCAGCGUGGGAAGCGCCAAUACUGGGCUCACGACGCUCCUGGACCAGGGAAUACAGAAUAACUUCCGAAGAGAAGAUGGGGCCCCAGACAAUAGGGACAGUAUGAGCCAAAUUGAGGCCUCGGUCCCUCCAAGAAUGUCUUCUGCAUCUUCAAGCAGGAGAGUUGUUCCCGAACGAGAUCAAUCCAGAGCGUCUAUUUCCUCCUCGAGUCAGUCUUCACUUUCCAGUACAACAAUGCAGAAUAUGCCAGUGCUCCCACCUUAUCCAGCGGAGGGACAAGGGACUCAGCAGCCAUCUGGGCCAGAAGAACUCAGUGUUGACAAUUUUCCACCACCACCUCCGCCACCGAAACAACAGAAUGCUCUUGCAGCCCUACAGCGAGGUGGGGAUCUUGAGAGGAGAGCGUCGAGGCGAUAUUCUGCGUACCAGAUUUCAAAACACCUGGGAGCGUCUCCCAAUGGUGUACCUAUGCUUCCACCUCCUCAGAACUCGCCUAUACCAAACAGAGGACGAAAUGAUGCUCGGGAGUCAAUGCGAGCUGUUCAAAAUAGAGGAGAUCAGAGGCAUGUUCGACAACAGUCAAACCGUCUAAAUGUGGAUGUUUCACCAGCUCGAGUUCCAAGCAGGAUAUCAGAGGAGCCUUCGCCAGGCCCUCCUGUAUUACCACAACCAGCGGAUGCUGCUGCAGAUGAUAGCCCGCUUGUCAAAACUCCAGAUGACAAGAAAAGGCAACCGAUAGAGUUUGAUGCGCCGAGCGCAACUUUACAAGGCCCACCUUCCGAUUCUCUUAUGACACUGCCUAUACAACAUCCAGACGAAAUCAAAUCGCAACGUCCAGAUACACCUCAAGAUCAAAGGCCUGUAGCUGCUGCACAACAAACACCGCCACGCUCGUCUCAGGACCGAAAUUUUACUCCCGACCUGUCUCCACCGCCUGGUAAGGAAUUGACUGUAUUUUUGCAAUACAAGACCAAAGUCAAGAAAUUUGUGUUUGCGGAUGGAUACAAUGAUUUGUCAAUGGCGAGAUUACAACUCGCUUUUAUCGAGAAGUUCGCCUGGAACACUCAUAAUAAUGGCGUCGAUUUGCCUGAGAUAUAUAUUCAGGACCCAGUGUCAGGCGUUCGUCACGAACUCGAAGAUCUCGCUGAUAUCAAGGAUCGGUCGGUAUUGGUACUUAAUAUUGAGGUACUGGACGAAGUCAAGCGCCAUAUUGACGAGGGUCUUGGGGGGAUUAGGAAAAUGGUCGAAGGCGUCAAAAUUGCAGUUGAUGACCAACAAGCCACCAUCCAACGUGUCUCAGAUCGCCAACAAGAUGCAGCAAAGGAGAUGGCUAAAUUAGCAAGCGUACCUCCUACGUCAUCAAGAGUAUCGUACAUUGACAAUCAAAAGUCAAAUGCGCCACUUAUCAGCCCGUCGAAAUUCAAGACCGCAGACCAGAUCAACGAACUUCAUGGCAUACGCCGAGAUCUCGCCGUCAUUCGACAGGUGUACUCCGAAUUCCAAUCCGACGUUCAGAACUCCAUGUCUCUCAUUCGUCAAAAGGCUUCUUCUGUCAAGACUGUGGCUGCAAAGACUGCUAUUCCAGACAUGAAAGGCGAUUCAGGCCGAGCAUACGUCAACUCUGGCAAGAAAAAUCUCAACGAAGAUUCAGACAAACUGGUUGGCCAAGUCGACGACCUGCAAGAUAUCGUUGAGGACCUUCGAAAGGACGUCGUCCUUCGCGGUGUUCGUCCUCUUCCGCGACAACUUGAAACUGUCGCCAAAGACAUAUCACAGGCCACCAUGGAGCUCAAGAAGAUGCAAGAUUUCUUGAAGCGUGAGCGACCUGUAUGGACUAAGAUCUGGGAGAAGGAGCUCGAGACUGUCUGCAAUGACAGGGAGGAGCUCACUAUGCAAGAAGAUCUUGCUGCGGAUCUUCAAGACGAUCUCGAGAAAGCCGCUCAAACUUUUGCUCUGGUUGAGCAAGCGACUAAGGAGCAGAUGAAGGAUAUCCCCGGGUCUUCAAACGCAGCCCGUGUACUCUCUCGAGGACUGAACCACGUCAUUGCAGCCGAUCCAUCCGUAGCGAAAGAAGGCGUUCUGGGUGAAGUCCGAGCAUUACAACCCAACCACGAGAAUCGACUCGAAGCCAUUGAGCGUGCUGAGAAGUUACGCCAGAAAGAACUCGAGAGUCGACGUGGUGGCGAGUUCCAGAAAGAACUAGGCUCGUUUGUGGAAGAGGGCAAGCUAAAGAAAGCUGGUGGCUUUGAAGAGGUCGAGAGAGCGAGGAAGCUCAAGGAUGAGCGGAUACGGAAAGAAGUUUGGGAAAGGCAGAAUGGCAUGACACAAGCUGAUGCCAUUGCUGCUGAGCCCGCCGAAGAAGCCGCGCCAGAAGAUGGCGACGGGGAAGAAGAGAAGAAGGCAGACGAUGAAGCACCGUCUGAUAUUUGAGCUCAGAAGGGACCGUAACCUCUUUAACAACGCCGAUGCUUCGCUGCUUGACGGCUCUGACGUUGGCGGACCUACUAUUUCUUCAUAAUUGCUCUUUGCUGCUACCAAGCGAGCGAUGAUACAUAUGUUUCACGAGUUACCACUUCAUAAGCAACUGGGAUGUCCAAUUUUGCCUUCCCCGUUUUCCGGCCUCGAUUCCGAGUCUCAGCAUGGCGUUUUUUCCGGACCGAUCGAUCAGUCAGGGUGCAUUUCUGUCUCUCCAUUUCUGUUUCUUACAGCAGGUAGGGUAUCUUACCCUGCCUUGCCUUUUCUCGUUUUGCUUCACGUACACACAUACUAUUUGUAAGAUAUGGAUAUGGAUAUGAAUGGGAGGCAGAUGGAUGAAUGAAUCUAUUAGGCGAGGCGAGGCGAGGCGAGGUGAGGUAGGGUAGGAGAAAGGGGAUGGUCUAAGGGGGAAGUAAAUGUCGAUUCAAGAGCUGUAGGAUGGACAGGGAUGGGAUGGUAUGGUACGAUUCAGAUGAGGAGCCAUUGCGAUGGGGUUCUUGUUUAUUUACAUCUAACAUAUGCAUAAGCAUGAAGCGAGUGUGGAGGAUGGGUUAUACAUACCUACAUGCGUGCAUGUAUGCCUGUCCGACUUUUGCUUCUACGUACACUACCUAGGGACUACGCUACUUCUUGAUGGUAGAUUGAUAAGUAGAUAGUGCAGUGUGGUGCGGUGUCGUGUGGUGCGAUGUGUCGUUUAACCUUUUUCCUGGUGGUUGUCGUGUGAUGAGGAUGAGAAUGGGAAUUGAAAGCUUGAAAUCGUUGGGACACUAUGUUCUAGACAUGUUGCGUGACUUUAACUUUGUGCUUUGUGAUUAUUUUUUGUGUUUGUGUUUCGUGAUGUCCAUUUGCAAUUAGGAGGAUGUGUGAUCAGAACUACAAUAACUACUUCCGCACUGAAUUGAGGGUUGAUGGGUAGGUGGUAGGAAUAUGGGCAUGUGGGCAUGGACUAUUUUCCAACUCGGUUGAGGUAAUGUACCUUUUACAUGUCAACUCAUGACAUGCAUUGACCACGAGACUGAAAUAUUACGAAUAGAGGGUUUUAGAUAGGCCAGUGUCUCUGGCAGCGUUCACAUUGAAUUCACGAAGAAAGGAUGCUAUGCCUAAAAGAA